AUGUGGCGGGAUUUGUGGUUGGUUGGGGUGGUGAUCAUCGUCUUUCUGCUCUGCCUCAUGCAGUUCGAGAUGCAUGACACAAGAGCAUUCACUUGCAUUUUGAAAGAGGAAAAGAAUAGGAAAACGGCUCCUACAUUUGUACCCGUGGAGGAUAGCCCGCCGGCAUAUGUCGCACGCGGUACGAUGGCAUGCGUUGAGGACGUUGUGACCUUCGCAAACACACGGCGUGCGGGACCAGACGGCAUUGUUGGCACUGAGGAUGACACUCUGACCAUUGAGGAGCACUUAGACCUUUUGGGUGCCUCACUUGAGGCGAACUUUGUUGGCGGCUACUGGGCCUAUUCUCCAUUCUUCGUAUCCUACGAACACUACGGGGAUGUGGACGAGAUGCUGCUUCUUCGAGUCCUUCCUGCCGGCUCCAGCAUUGUUAUCAACAGUGGCAAGCAGGAGAGAUACAUCUUGCCUCUCGAGGGAACGCUCAAUGUUUCGCGGGAGGCCCCUCUGAGGCCCUUGAUGCUGCAACCCACAGUGCCGUCAGCUUUCCAGGAGCUCUCAGCCUCUACUCCGGUGCAGGCCAACUACUUGCGCCUCAAAGCGGGGCGAAAGGUCCUCUUGGGAUCUACGGACUCUCGAGGAGCAGUAUUUCUGGAGCAUAUAACGGCGCAUGUCACUAGGGUUGCCAUGACGGUCUACGCCUUCUCCUCGCUCGUCUAUGGAUGGGAUAUCGACUCUGCAAUAAUCAGCACUUCGGCGAUCUACAAGAGUAUUCACAAGAACGUUGUGGUGCCAGUCUUCCACCUGUUGUGGGAAGGCGAAGAGACAGUCCCCUCGCCUGGAGCCGCCGGCCAGUCCGAGAGGCCGCGACGGAGGGCUGAGCUCCGGGCGCUGUCUGAUUCUCUCGAGACGCACGAAGAAGAGGCUUUCAAUGAAGAAAGAGACAAACUGAAAAGGAGCAGCGGCGGCAGCGAGGCCACCGAGGCAGCGGCUGCGCAGGGCAGCGAGCAACGGCAGCAGCAAGGCCGACAGGGGGACGGCGAGCAACAGCAGCAAACGGAAGAGCACAGCGGGCAGGAGCAGGAGGGCGAGGAUGAAGAGGAUGAGGAUGAAGAAGACGAAGAAAUGACGGGGCAUGACGAACUGUGA
Messenger RNA from Cyclospora cayetanensis, 1143 nucleotides. RefSeq lists its product as uncharacterized. The transcript is spliced from 7 exons. Lineage: Eukaryota; Apicomplexa; Conoidasida; Eucoccidiorida; Eimeriidae. The coding region runs from base 1 to 1143 and encodes 380 amino acids. The record is from RefSeq and is a predicted model, not a curated record.